Messenger RNA from Alexandromys fortis (reed vole), 1105 nucleotides. It is a transcript of the gene Mpv17, whose product is annotated as mitochondrial inner membrane protein MPV17. The record is from RefSeq and is a predicted model, not a curated record. Gene Ontology annotation, biological process: cellular response to reactive oxygen species. NCBI's taxonomy places the organism in Eukaryota, Metazoa, Chordata, Mammalia, Rodentia, Cricetidae. Gene Ontology annotation, cellular component: cytoplasm; membrane; mitochondrion. The transcript is spliced from 8 exons. Bases 276 to 806 code for a protein of 176 amino acids.
AGUUGCACUCAGAAAGGAUGCGGCUUAGUUCCAACUGAGUCUGCAUUUGGAGACCUAUCAAGUUUACCAGGGGUGGGGCGAGGAAACCUAGACUCUGGGUGGAAGCUAGUGUAAAUCUGACCUCGUGAGUGUCUGGAUCAGGUCUGCAGCCCUGUCAGCCUUGCUUCAGGACCGGGUUUGGGGUAGCAGAGGCAGCCUCUGGAAUUCUAAAGUUACCCGACUGCCUCUUCUCCAGUUGUCUGAAGUGGUCUUGAGGCAGGACACCGCCCAGAGGCAUGGCACUCUGGCGGGCAUACCAGAGAGCCCUGGCUGCACAUCCGUGGAAGGUCCAGGUUCUGACAGCUGGGUCACUGAUGGGCCUAGGUGACAUUAUCUCACAGCAGCUGGUGGAGAGGCGGGGUCUCCAGGAACACCAGACAGGCCGGACUCUGACCAUGGUGUCCAUGGGCUGUGGCUUUGUGGGCCCUGUUGUCGGAGGCUGGUAUAAGGUUUUAGACCGUCUUAUCCCCGGCACCACCAAGGUGGAUGCACUGAAGAAGAUGUUGUUAGAUCAGGGGGCCUUUGCCCCAUGUUUUCUAGGCUGUUUCCUCCCCCUGGUAGGAGUAUUCAAUGGAAUGUCAGCCCAGGACAACUGGGCCAAACUACAGCGGGACUACCCUGAUGCCCUCAUCACUAACUACUAUCUCUGGCCUGCUGUGCAGUUAGCCAACUUCUACCUGGUCCCCCUGCAUUACAGGUUGGCUGUCGUCCAGUGUGUUGCUGUUGUCUGGAACUCUUACCUAUCGUGGAAGGCACAUCAGCUCUAAGCCUGCCUGCUUCCGUGGCUUACGCCUUGCACUGAUGCAUCUUCACCCUGGAAUGCUUGGACAUGGUCCUCACAGAGAGCACAUCAGGCCUGGCGGGUGGCUCAGCUGCUAACUAAGAACACAGACUGCUCUACACAGGGCCAAGUUUGGUUCCCAACAGCCAUAUCGGGUGGCUCACAACCACCUCAAGCUCCAGGAGAUCCGUGUCUUCUGGCCUCUCGGGCACCUGCACUCACACGCACAUACACAUGAAUGAAGACUUACUCAUAAAGCAUAAAAUAAAGUCUUUCUUAAAAAGA